AAGAAAAACCAAACGCCAGAAAAGUAUAAUUGCAAGCAGAAGAAAAAAAUGGUGAUGCAGAUAAAGGUGCAGUGAACACAGUGAAAAAUAAUAAACAGUGGCCAAUGAAUGACCGAAAAAAAGAAUAAAACGGUGUUUUGAGUUUUUGAUGCAAAUGUUUACCGAAAGUAUUUUUUUAUUAAAUUGCUUAUUUUUUAAAUUGAUCAUUUGCUUGUGCACCGUGUACACCCGGCUUAAGACACGAAGACACGCUUCGGCUCCACGUGCAAGUACGAUCGUGUGCGAAUAUGAUCAAAACAAAACCAGCGUUAAUCGAACUUAAAACACACACAAACUAGUACGAAGAAAGCUUUAAGCGCCACGCACGCAUUCGGCAAACGAUCGUGCCCGACGAACAAGCGACGAACCUCCCCUUCGAUGAUCGAAAGCUUUCGAACGAUGGGGUCGGGCUGCAUGCAGCAUACAGAGAGAAAAAAAAACACACACACACACAAAGAAACUUACCCCAAGCAUAACGCUUCUGCCUCCAGAAGUCACAUGGCGUUGAACGGGUGUACCAAACAGCUGUUAAAAGCAGGUCUGUAUGGAGCUGAAAGAAAUGCAAACCCACCGGGGAGUCUUUCUCGGUGUGCGCGUGUUUUGUGUGCAUAUAUAAGAGGUAUGAGUGGGGGUUGGGGGGCAGGAGUGUAAGUGCAAAGCUGCCACUUACGCUUGAGCAGCGUCUCUGUAUGGGUGCAUGUUGUAGCCACCAGUGCAGUCGUGAAGUAUAGUGGGAGUCAGCAGGUCUUCGCACAGCAGGAAAGCUCCGAAAAAUGGCUCCAAAGCGCAAGCAAAACGGGCUGGCCGGGAGGGGGUGUGUGAAAGAGACGGCACUGGCAUGUUUACGGGCAGAAAUGUAGGUCUCCCCCCGAUUCGACCCGGGCCCGUUUGGUUUGGUGCGUUUGCCGCAGACGAACGAAAUAAACAGAAAAAUUACCGUAAACAGCUCUUCAGUUAAACCGCGAACGCUAAUCGGAACAGUUCGCAACGCCGUGUUGCGCUGCACGGCGUGAGAGUGAGGCCAAAGCAUUUUUGAGAAGAUUUAAAAGACGGUACACAGAAAAAAAAACCUCCAAACACAUAAUUUCUACGUGUUGUUUUUCGGUGGAAGAAAAGUGUUCCUACCAGAGAAGAAAUCAAAUUUGUUCUACCUUUUCCACCAGAACACCUGAGUAGCAAAUCAAAUCGAAAAACGCUCUACUGCCAAUUGUUUCACUGGGUUUAUUACAUUCAAACGAAGAGUUCUUGGAGUAUUUUUUUUUUGCUUCCACUUUGCCGGAAAUCAUAGCAAAAGCUGUGUAAAUCGAAUUGUUUCAUCUUUCCAGCAGGGAUUGUGUCCCCGUUUAUCAUCCAUUUCGUCGCCACAAAAACUCGUCGUAUCAUCUUCAAUCGUUUGCACGUCGAGCAGACAUUCCUUUUGCUGCUUACCGGUGUUCGGUUGCGGCAACGAUCAAGUUCACAGUAAGUUUCCUCCAGCAAGAGCAGAAUCCCAUGACACAGCAGCAGUGAGUGGCUAAAUUUGUGGUGAACUACCACUACUUCCUCUCGUCCUUUUUCUGUUGGACACCGGCUGAUAUACGGAUCAUCUGGAAUCCGUUGGGCAGCGAUUGUGGCGAAAGUGUUACCGUACGAAAAAAACCCAAAAAGCUCGUUGUGUGAUUAAAUCAAGUGAUUUACCUCCAAAACCAAUUCCAUCUUCAGUUGUGAUGUGCAAGAAUCGAUUUACCUAAAAUGUUCACCACACGUAGCGCGUAAUGGAACCGGAUAUCAUCUUCGUUUGGUGAAAUUGUGCGAUUUUUUGGUGAAAGGUUUCGCCGUUCGACGGCAGGCUGCAUGAAAGUGGUACAAUCCGGCUAAAGUUAACCUUCAUAAGGUGACACAAGCAAUUCACCGUGAGCAUUUCCCAUAAGUGUCAUCUCUCCAAUAUCCCGUGCGUGUCUGUGUUUGUGCGUUAAUGUGCUUUGUAUGUGUGCGUUACGUGUGUUUGUGGGUGUGAUUCAUUAACAAAAUUUUCACAAGCUACCGUGAAAUUGUUUAACACCGUUCAAUUGCUAAAACCCACUACGAAAGAAACGAUCAGUCAAGGGUGCUAAGUGAUUGAUCAACGUAACCGUACAUCGAGCCCAAACUAAUUCUUCACCCAGUUUCGACGAUCGACAUGGAUUAUUUGCUUCGCUAUCGCAGGAUGACUGUUCCGAAAAGAUAUGCUGAAUUCGUUGCACUGAUUGCAAUCUCGUGCACCCUGUUCCUGUUUCUGCACACCCAAAGCUUGACGUCACGGUUGCGCGAAAUGGAGGAUCGACUGCAACCUCCAUCCUCGCUGUCGGCUGCCAGUGGUUUGAGUGGUAAUUCAAUUAGCCAAGUUUCGGCCGGAGCUAACCAAAGCCAUCAUCCGGAUGUGCAACAGCACCAUCAUCACGAGCUGAUUGGCAAUCUGCAUCAUACGUACAACUAUCUUAAAAGCACCGGACAGAUGCAAAGUCUAAAAGCGACAGAAUUGAACAACACGCGCAGGGCAGAGGUUCCGAUUAUCUUCUUCAACCGUGUACCCAAGGUUGGCAGCCAAACGUUCAUGGAGCUACUGCGUCGGUUGGCGGUGCGCAACGAUUACACCUUCCACCGGGAUGUCGUCCAGCGGCUGGAGGUGAUCCGGCUGUCACCCGAACGGCAACACGAACUUGCCGAAAUGGUGAUGGAUCUGCCGGUACCGUCCGUCUACGUCAAGCAUGUCUGCUACACGAAUUUCACCCGCUUCGGUCUACCGAUGCCGAUCUACGUCAAUAUGGUACGCGAUCCGGUCGAGCGUAUCAUCAGCUGGUACUACUAUGUGCGUGCGCCCUGGUACUACGUCGAGCGGAAGCAAGCGUUUCCCGAUCUACCACUGCCAGAUCCACGCUGGCUGAAGAAGGAUUUUGAAACGUGCGUCCUGCAGGGCGAUCCGGAGUGCACCUACUCGCAAAAUGCCGUCCACGAGGGCAUCGGAGACCAUCGUCGACAGACGCUGUUUUUCUGCGGACAUGGCGAAGAGUGUCUUCCCUUCAAUAGUGCUGGAGCGCUGGAACGCGCCAAAUAUGCCGUCGAAAGCCAGUACGCGGUGGUUGGCGUGCUCGAAGACCUUAACACCACGCUCACCGUGCUGGAGAAGUACGUACCGCGCUUCUUUACCGGUGCCAGCUCCGUCUACUUUAACGAGGUGAACGUACUGCAAAAGAUCAACAGAAACAGCUUCAAGCCACCGGUCAGCGAGGAGAUAAAGGAUCUUGUACGGCGAAACUUUACGAAGGAGAUCGAAUUCUACCAGUUCUGCAAGCAACGGCUCUACAAGCAGUACCUCGCCACGCAGCUACCACUCAAAUAAGUGUUCCUUUCUACGCGUAUUUAACGCACUAACCGGCGUUGAUCAUUCAAAGCGCGGACCGUAUGUAAUAUGAUAAGGAAAUGCAGGAAACUGAAAAUCCAUAAAACCCACAAACACACACACACACCAAUUCCCACAUCAUUAUUUAUGUAUAAACUAUUCAUCUAGCGUGUAGGAUCCACCACCAUGCCGUUAAAGUGUUUAGCCUCGAUUAGAGCCCGACCGUUGCGAAGAUCUGACCAUGGACGAUCGUUGCAUGUUUCAAUGGGCAAGCAACAUAACCGGUAUCUCUAAGUGCAACCGUCGGCGAUGCAUUGUUUUGUGUUGUAGAAGACGAGAAAAUGUGUAAAAUAAAUAUUAAAUAAAACAAAACGUUACAAACAAUUUUUGUUCUC
This is a messenger RNA of Anopheles funestus (African malaria mosquito), 3792 nucleotides long. It is a transcript of the gene pip, whose product is annotated as heparan sulfate 2-O-sulfotransferase pipe. Bases 2198 to 3397 code for a protein of 399 amino acids. Gene Ontology annotation, molecular function: sulfotransferase activity. NCBI's taxonomy places the organism in Eukaryota, Metazoa, Arthropoda, Insecta, Diptera, Culicidae. The transcript has 5 exons. Gene Ontology annotation, cellular component: membrane. The record is from RefSeq and is a predicted model, not a curated record.